Molecule: messenger RNA, 615 nt
Organism: Yamadazyma jaroonii
Lineage: Eukaryota; Fungi; Ascomycota; Pichiomycetes; Serinales; Debaryomycetaceae
Source: the annotation of a GenBank genome assembly
AUGACAAAAAUCGCUGUUAUCUAUUAUUCCAUGUAUGGACAUAUCUUACGUUCAUCUAAAGAAAUUGCUAAAGGAAUUGCCAAUGCUGGAGGAAAAGCGGAUUUAUUCCAAAUUAAGGAAACUUUACCCCAAUCAUUAGUUAGUCAAAUUGGAGGUAUUGAAAAACCAUCAAUUGAAGAAAUCCCUGAAAUUACUCCAGGUCAUUUAACUGAAUACGAUGGGUUCAUGUUUGGUAUUCCAACCAGAUAUGGUAAUUUGCCAUCUCAAUGGAAGAGCUUUUGGGAUCAAACCGGUGGAUUAUGGGCCAAUGGUGGCUUACAUGGUAAACCUUUUGGUUUAUUUGUUUCCACUGGUACCCCAGGGGGAGGUCAAGAAACUACCGCUAUUCUGUCAUUAUCAUCAUUUGUUCAUCAUGGUAUGAUUUAUGUUCCUUUGGGUUAUAAGAAUACCUUCCCCCUUUUAACUAACUUGAACGAAGUUCAUGGUGGUUCUCCUUGGGGUGCUGGAACUUUCGCAGGAGCUGAUGGUUCAAGACAACCAACUGAAUUAGAAUUAGAAUUACAUAGAAUUCAAGGGGAAGAAUUCUUUAAGACCGUUGAAAAGUUACUGAAAUAA